Messenger RNA from Cricetulus griseus (Chinese hamster), 984 nucleotides. Lineage: Eukaryota; Metazoa; Chordata; Mammalia; Rodentia; Cricetidae. The record is from RefSeq and is a predicted model, not a curated record.
AUGAAGACCCUGAUGCACCACGGUCUGGCAGUGUGUUUAGUGCUUACUACCAUGUGCACCAGCUUGUUGCUCGUGUACAGCAGCCUCGGCAGCCAGAAGGAGCGGCCCCUGCAGCAGCAGCAGCGGGCGGGGGCCAGCAGCGCACAGCCAGUGGAGAGCAGUCCCCAGCUACGGAGAACCGCCCCCGCUGGACCCCGGCAGUUGGAUGGAUACCUCGGCGUAGCGGAUCACAAGCCCCUGAAAAUGCAUUGCAAGGAUUGCGCCCUGGUGACUAGCUCGGGGCAUCUGCUGGGUAGUCAGCAGGGCCCCCAGAUCGAUCAGACAGAGUGUGUGAUCCGCAUGAAUGACGCCCCCACGCGAGGCUACGGGCCUGACGUGGGAAACCGCACGAGCCUGCGGGUCAUCGCACAUUCCAGCAUCCAGCGGAUCCUGCGCAACCGCCAUGACCUGCUCAAUGUGAGCCAGGGCACCGUGUUCAUCUUCUGGGGCCCCAGCAGCUACAUGCGGCGGGACGGCAAGGGCCAGGUAUACAACAACCUGCAGCUCCUCAGUCAGGUGCUGCCCCGGCUGAAGGCCUUCAUGACCACACGACACAAGAUGCUGCAGUUCGAUGAGCUCUUCAAGCAGGAGACUGGCAAAGACAGGAAGAUCUCCAACACGUGGCUGAGCACGGGCUGGUUCACCAUGACAAUUGCUCUGGAGCUCUGCGACAGGAUCGAUGUUUACGGCAUGGUGCCCCCAGACUUCUGCAGGGAUCCUAAGCGCCCUUCAGUACCUUACCAUUACUACGAGACUUCGGGACCCGAUGAAUGUACAAUGUACCUCUCGCAUGAGCGGGGCCGCAAGGGCAGUCACCACCGUUUCAUCACGGAGAAGCGGGUGUUUAAGAACUGGGCACGGACAUUCAACAUUCACUUUUUCCAACCACACUGGAAACCAGAGUCACCCUCUGUGAACCAUGCGGAGGACAAGCCUGUGUUCUGA